Spirometra erinaceieuropaei is the source of this 1637-nucleotide messenger RNA. NCBI's taxonomy places the organism in Eukaryota, Metazoa, Platyhelminthes, Cestoda, Diphyllobothriidea, Diphyllobothriidae. The record is from the annotation of a GenBank genome assembly.
AUGGUGGACCUGGAGGAGAAGCGGGCGCAGGAACGGGGUGAGGGGAGGCGCUAUAGCCAACGCGCGAAGACACGCAGGGCGGAUAUUGCGGGAAAGUUGGACGGGGCGGUAAGCGGAGAGCAAACACGGGUCAGUCGGGCCUGGCAAUGGGUACGCGCGUGGCUAGGGAGGGGGGCGGGGUGGCAGAGAGAGAGAGAGGAGUCGCUAGGGGCAGGCGUGUGCGAAGGGGAAAACAGAAGGCGAUGAAGGGGUGGAGGACGAAGAGCUGGACGGAUCUGCCAGGUUCCGGUCGGCACCCCCGGUGGAACACCACGGGUGCAGCCUGCUUAAAGGAAGAGAGGAGAAUAGGCAGAAAAUUGCCCGCAACUCGCAUCAGGCGUGUGCGCGUACGUGGGGAGGGAUGACCUUGAGGGCAGGCACAACUGCACGCCGGAGGACGCGCACAUGCACAUUUCCGCGAAAUCUGUCUAUCACUGGUUGACUUUUUUGUCCGCCACCCCUGCGGUGUCAGCAAAGAGACGCGGCACACGUGCGGAAACGCGGCUUCCGCGUGAAUCAUUCGGGCGCACCGCGCACGCACGUGUGCUUCCGACAUCGAGGCACAUUGCGGACCAACGUGCCCUUUCCCUCUCUCCUAACAACAUCUGAUUUCUGAUUCUUCUUUUUCCGUUCUUCAUCCACUUCCUCUUUAUUCUCUCCCAAGGGAAUUCUACUCCCACGUUCAAUGAAGCCGUCUCCGCACAUUUCCACCCUCCUCCUCCCCCUCCUGCUCCCCCUCCUCCUCCUCAUCACCAUCAUGGCUAUCUUCGUAUUCCUUGCCGUUGUUGCUGUCGUCAUAAUCGCCGUCGUUUCCACCUCGAAAAAUUCAGCGGGAACAGCAGUGGAAAUAUCAUCGUCCAUCCUCUUCCUUAUGUGCCUCCUCUUUCUUCCUCCCAUCUUCAUCUUUCAGCCAGAUCGCAGUUGGUACCCAGGACCCGCAUUACAGGUGGCGGGGAGGGGUUUGUUUACUGGGGCUAUUUUAUGGGAUUCAAAAAUCACAUCUAACCCAUUUGACUUCCGUUUUACGCUUGAGGUUAGGAUUAAGGUACCGGUUAAGGGUUUCCGAUUUUCGGGUUAGGGUUAUGCAUUUAGGUUUAGGUUUUCGGGUUACGGUUAGGGUUUAAGCGUGCGAUUAGGUUUCAGUAUUACGGUUAGGUUUUUUAGUUACGGCUGUCUAAGAAUAACGGCUACGUUUACGAUUUCGGUUAGGGUUGGGGUUGCCGUCAGGGUUAAUGGUUAGCGUUUAAGGUUGAGGUUAUGGUUAGGGUUAAGGUUAGGAUUAAAGGUAAGGUCGCCGUCCGCAUCCCCAUUCCUGGCGAUCUAACCCAUCUUUCUCUUGUCCUACUUUUCAAUUGUUGGUUAAAGGGGUCUUGCGUAACGCUUCUGCUGCUGUUUCACUGAAUAAUAAUAGUAAUAAUGACGAUGAUGAGGAUGAUGAUGAUGGUGGUGAUGAUGAUGAUGAUGAUGAUGAUGAUGAUGAUGAUGAUGAUGAUGAUGAUGAUGAUGAUGAUGAUGAUGAUGAUGAUGAAGAUGAUGGAAAUGAGAAAGCAAAGUGCACUUUGUACUUGGCGUUAGAGGGGUCGUUUAACAGACUUUGA